Xenia sp. Carnegie-2017 is the source of this 3034-nucleotide messenger RNA. RefSeq lists its product as uncharacterized. The transcript is spliced from 8 exons. The record is from RefSeq and is a predicted model, not a curated record. The coding region runs from base 664 to 1845 and encodes 393 amino acids. NCBI's taxonomy places the organism in Eukaryota, Metazoa, Cnidaria, Anthozoa, Malacalcyonacea, Xeniidae.
AGCUGUAGUUUGUAUGCUCUUUAAACGGUUUUUUACCUCCAUAAGACGUAAUGUACGACAUACCUCAAUAAUAUUCGUUCCGUGGUUGAUUGAUUGAACUGGUUAUGAUUACGUGUUUAAUGGAAUAUACACCACAUAUUAUUUUAAUAUGCUGAACGCUUGGAAUAAGAAUGUAUCUUAAAAUCUCAAGAGCAUACAUAUAAUAUUGCACAGGGCAUGUUUUGCUAAAAAUUGGUAGUGUCUGCUAUGCAAUUGCAGGCUUUCAAGUUUUUUUUCUCUUUCUUUGAUUAUUUUGUACUGACGUAAUAGUUAUUAUGGAUAAAUGUCAAAAAAUCGACUUAGUCUUAGAAAGCAAAAGAAGUAUGAAAAAUAAAAACUCAUGCUCUUGAUUUGCAUGCAUCAGGGAGGUUUGCAAAAUAAAAACAACAAAACGCGUGCGCUGAUUGGUCUAUAGCUGAAUUUUCAUCAGCCUCUGCAAACCGAUCUGAGAUCAAUCAAUCGAAUAAAUCAAAAAGAAUUGUCAAAUAAAUCAUGAAUAAAUGUUAGAGAAAAAAUUGAAACAGUUGUUUUAAAUUUUUUCUUUUUAUAGUUUUCUAGAACGUCGCCUCUGCUUACAUAAGCAUGUGCAAACACAAUAAACAUCUUUUACUUCUUGACUAAAACAUGAUUGGUGACACUUUUCACAAAGAUAUUUCUAAAAAAUUACAGUUUGCCAGGCAAAAGGAGAUCGUAGCCGAAAUAGAAUUGCAGUUGGAACGUUUACGAUCAAUCCGUGAACCGCUGUCGUUGGAAGUUGCACAUGAAAACAUUAGUGAAUCUCGACGUUCCCUUCAAACGAUUAUUGAAACUUCCAAAGUUGAACAAAGAAGAGUUGAAAAGCUUGAAAAUGAACUCGUAUCAAAGAUGCGCGAUAAAUUUGCCAAUAUAAAGAUAGAGCGGAAAAUAGUGCAGGAAACGACGACAGGUGUGCCAGAACAAGGCGAAGAAAAUGAAGAUCACCCGCAUGAGGCAACUGAGGAAACUGAAUCACUGUUAUUGACAUUCAAAGAACACGAAGACAAUGUGAAUGAUUCUCAAAAUAUACUAAAGAAUGGGGAAGAAAGUUUUCCCCUAGAACACAAUGAAUCAUGUAUAAACCAUCAAACAAAUAUGCUCAGCUCCAACAGAGAAAGUCUUCCUUUACAAUGCAACGAGUCAGACAACAGGCAACGACAACGGGCAACAGACAACGAAGUAUGCUGUCUUGAUCCACGGAAAAUGAUUUUUUGCAAACGGUCAUGCGGUUUAGUUGCUUUGCAAGUGAUGCUACGCGAAGAAGGCGUACCUUUUUGUAUGUCAAGGUUGUGUCAGAAAUUGCAGCAAAAUUUGUUGACCAGAAGGCAAGAAAAACUUGAGAAAAUGGAUGGUUUGUUGCCAUGCCCGAAAGUACUUCCUUUCCUGUAUGAAAAAAAGUUCUUUAAAGAAAUACUCCUCGAACGAGGGUUUUCACUGGAAGAAGUGAAGGAUGCUUUUAAAAAUUCAGGGCGUAAAGCAGGUGUUUUACUUUAUCACACGAAGAGCAUAAGCCAUUGUGUUAAUUUGGUAAAUCACAUGAAGGAAGUAAAAAUUAAUGAUUGGACUAAUGGCAGAGACGAUCCGAUAGACUUUGAUAAAGCCCUCUCUGCUCAGGUUGUUGUUUUGUCUUAUACAAAUGAUGAAGAUGGUAAAAUUUAUGGCAUUUCCGUCAUUGGUAAUGAAUGGGAUGAUUGCUAUUCGGACAUUUGCAAAACGAAAUAUAUCCAAAGUCACGCAAAUAAUGGAAAUGUUAGUUGUUCAAGUAGGGAGGAGGUAGCUGAUGGACUUUAAACUUAAAAUUUGUUUUGGGUGUCAGCCAAAUUCUCAAAUUCCCACACCAGUCAAUUAUAAUAAAGUUAUAAGGAAGCAUGUGAACUUACAAGAUGUAGAUUUUACGGCAAACAAGAAGGCAUUGACACCUCAUCCCACAGCAUAUGUACCAACAUACCAAGCAUCCAAAACAAAAGCCUCCUAUCGACCUUCUUCUAAGCAAAAAAAGAACCAAAAAAAGACCAGAAUAUUAUGUAAUACGAACUAACAGAAAUGAAUGCAUGGCAAAAUGACCAUUAGGUGCUCAUUAUGCCAACAAAAAAAAAACAGAUAAAAGCCUUGCAGGAAAAAAACACCAAGCGAACUUACAAGAUGAAAAAUUGUUACCCCACAAAAGAAAAAAUCCAGAAAAGACCUACAUGCGUAAGGAAGAGAAAAAUAUAGCUAAAACACAAGUUGCAAAGCCACUUGGAUUUAAAAAUGGAAUUCAUAAAAAUAGGUUUUUGAAAGAAAAGAAAAAAAUUCCAUCUACUUACUAACUGCAUAUAGCAUUAACCAGUGGCGAUCCAAUUUUCUUCCAACCAUCCUUCUGAACAUUGCUAUACGAUUUGUGCACGAUACACGUGACAACAUUUUGCUGUAAACAAGACCUGGCGAAGAUGUUUGAACAGUUUGAUAUGAAUGAGCGCGAUCAUCAACAAAAAUUGUAUAAAUCUGAAACGAUUCAAAAGUAUUCAUUGAUGGAAGACUGAAUGGGAAGAUAAAAGUGAAACAAUAGCUAUCUGAAAUCGUACACGGAGUUGAGGCAGCAAUCGCUAGAUAGAUCAUUAAUUUAUUAGUUGAAUAUUUUGUUUGUGUAUAAUAGCUAGCUUUUUACCAUAAGCGAUAACGCUGCCAUUUAGAAAUUUUUUUCUGAAACAUCAAUACCAAUGGCGGAUCUAGGGUACGUCAAUGAAAAUUAUUUAUUGUACCUCGUUUGUGGUUUAAAAAAUGCUUUAGCGACAACUUGAUUCGUAAAAUUUUACAAUUUAGAAAUUCAAAUAUUUAGUUUUCUUAGGAAGAUUUCUUGAAUUAAAAGGGAGCACCUAUAAUUUUUUUUGGCAAAUGCUGGAUCCGCCUAUGUAAUAUGAAAGAUUUAAUCAAAAAACGUCAACAGAGUUGUACAUAACUAAAGUUAUAUAUACUAUUAAAUUUGGCAUAAAUCAGCGUA